GAUUCUCUCUGCCUGCCUCUCCUCAGACUGACAAUGGCUGAAGCCCAGCUGUUUGUAUCACAGGACGAGUUCACCUCCUCGGUGUGUCUGGACCAUCCUCUGUGGUCACAAUUUCUGUUUGAAGUGCCUCACAGACUGCUGGAAUCAGAGCCAAGAAUGCAGCUGUCCUCAGUGCAGACACACCUUCACCACAAGGCCUGAGCUGAACAGAAACACUCUGCUGAAUGAAGUCAUCAAGAAAUGAAAGAAGACAGGAUUCAGUCCUCCUCCAUCUCAGAAUAAUGCUGGCCCUGGAGAUGUGGAGUGUGAUUUCUGUACUGGUAAGAAGUUCAGAGUGGUGAAGUCCUGUCUAACCUGCAUGGCCUCCUACUGUCAGACUCACCUGCAGCCUCACUAUGAAGGAGACGCCCUGAGGCACCACAAGCUGGUUGAUCCUGAUAGAAAUCUGAAGGAGAAACUCUGUGAGAAACAUCAGAAGAGUUUGGAGAUAUUCUGUAAAACUGAUGAGACGUGUAUCUGGGUGAUGUGUGUGCUGACUGGACAUAAUGGGCAUAAAAUGGCUGAGCUAGAGACAGAAAGAGAAAAAAAGAGCCUGCAGACCAGAACCACUGGCAGGGGUGUGAUCAUCAUGUGGGCUACUCAUUGAAACAUCUAACAUUCUGACCCUCCUGAGGUGUUCUUAAAAAGAUGAGUAGUAAGUCACCAUGGAGUGUCAUUCAAAACUUAACAAAACACCAGGUUUGGACAAAUGAACAGAGACACUUUGUAGUGCUGCCACAUUCUUAUGUUCACAGACAAAUGAAUUUUAAGCAACCAACUUCUUAAAAACAAUGAAGUCUAUGAAGUGGCCUUAUUAUUUUCAAUUUAGUAUGAAUCAGAUCACUAAUACUGGCACUUAAUUCUUGGUCUAUUUAAUUAAUUUUUUUAUUUGGCUAUCACAUUGUUUAACA
Polypterus senegalus (gray bichir) is the source of this 950-nucleotide messenger RNA. Its product is annotated as tripartite motif-containing protein 29-like. The record is from RefSeq and is a predicted model, not a curated record. The transcript is spliced from 2 exons. The coding region runs from base 359 to 646 and encodes 95 amino acids. NCBI's taxonomy places the organism in Eukaryota, Metazoa, Chordata, Cladistia, Polypteriformes, Polypteridae. Gene Ontology annotation, molecular function: zinc ion binding.